CAGAAACACGGCCCCCCAUCCCCAUGCGUUUGCUCUCACGUCUCCGACAUGCUGCACUACACUAUCGAGGAUCAGAAGGCGAUCCAAGCAAGCCACAAUCACAAGUCUAUACGACUCCCGCAGCCCCAACGUGUAGAAUACCUCUUUGGGCAUCGCACCCGAGCACAGUACUACUUGCCAGUGUAUCCAGGCCAGGUACACAUUGGAUUGAUCGAUUGUGCACCACUGGUUGCGAUUGCUCGGACUUUUGACCAGAAUCCCACAAUGGAUUCGUUCUCCGCCCUCUCUUCUUGCCUUCUUGCCUUUUUUCUCCUCGUCUUUCAGGAUUGUCGAGAGAAGGGUAUUUAUGUAGCAGACUGGAGAGCUACAGCCUUUUCUUAUGACCUACUGAUUCCUCAGUGUACUACGAAUUGUUCCAUGUACAAAUAUGUUGCCCCAAGUUACGCUGAUAUGCUGUAUCAGUAUGAGCAGCUUCACACAGGACGUCACAUUUCAAUACAACCUCUACAUGGCCAUGUCCGGCCUAAGAACUGUGUGAUGACCAGUUCGACCGGAUCACCUCCUGUUCAAACAUACCCGUUCGCGCCUUUCUUGACUGCCUCCACGCUCAGUCCAGAUGGAUGCUGGGAGCUCCGUUCAUGUAACAUGAUGGUUUAUUAUCUGUUCACAUCUCAAGACUACAUAUAUAUAUCUGCCCCUGGAAUCACACGUGUGCUUUGCAAAUAGUCGUGGAACCAAACUUCGCCCAAGUCACGUUUAUCACGUUUUGACACACUUGACGGAAUCAAUCUUGAAGUCCACAUGUAGUGUAAUAUACAAACAGCCUCGCACCGUUGUUCAUCAUGUACAAUAGGAGACCAGCAGCAUGUGCGCCAGUGUGAUUCUUAGCAGGUUUUUUGUCCUGAUUUCGGCCACUUUCAACUGCUUUGCAUCCCUCUUCCCUGCAUGGUGCCUUUGCCACUUGCCAGACAAUCACCUCCAUCCAGCAAAAACUAAUCAAUCGUUGUUUAGCUACGCAGGGCACCAUGCCCAGCCACUCACCACCAUUUGCUGCACGUCACCACGAAGCGAGACGGUAGUGUCCUGCUGACCACCUACGCCGCUCCAAUAACUUCACCCGUCCCCAUGCGACCAAGUCUGACUAACGGUUUGCCAUUUGACAAUCGGAGCAAGCCGAUGCCGUCAAGGAACUGCUACCAUGCGUAGCACAUCAUUUUCUGUCUACAUACCUGUUCCCAGUUAGGCCAUGCUCAUUGGCGCGCAAACGAAUCGUCCCGCAGGAAAGGACGCCUGCUGAUCCACAUUGCAGAACCCGCCAAACCAGGAGAAAGGAAUGUGGAAAGCUACGAUCGGUAUAAGGGAUACAUGUACAAAUGAAUCUUGAUAAUCUCUCAAAAGCACCGACCUGCCUGAAUGAAGAAUAGCGAUGUGCAGUUCUCACUUCGCUGCUCCAUCUACCGCGACACUGGCACUCUUCCCAGACACGCUUACCCGGUGCAUACUCAGGCUUGAGCUUACUGUUGCCACCCGCUCUCGUAACUCUCAACGGUUCGGGCUGUGAGAAGUAGAGAUACGUGUUGCGCAAGAGACCCGCUCUACGCAUGGCCCCACACACUGAUUGCUCCCACGUUGCAAAGCAGGCCUCCCAAACUUUUGCCUCUCUCAGAUCGCUAUAGUGCCAUACAAGAUCUAUUUUGAUCCAAACAUUCGUGAGCGAGAACAGAUCAUAGCAGGGAUGAACCAUCGAUAAGGCGUUGCGCCCGACGAUCGAUUUUCGAAAGCGGUGUACUACACCGCACUGCCCUCUUCUUGCUGCUGUCGUUCUCGUGGAUUCAGUUUUGGCGAUCAAAAUUGAUAUACCUUUACCGCCUUCGGACCACGAUUCAACCUUGCUUCUUUGUUUUUUCCC
This is a messenger RNA of Periconia digitata, 1909 nucleotides long. NCBI's taxonomy places the organism in Eukaryota, Fungi, Ascomycota, Dothideomycetes, Pleosporales, Periconiaceae. The record is from the annotation of a GenBank genome assembly.